Molecule: messenger RNA, 1986 nt
Organism: Geosmithia morbida
Lineage: Eukaryota; Fungi; Ascomycota; Sordariomycetes; Hypocreales; Bionectriaceae
Product: mitochondrial division protein 1
Exons: 4
Coding region: 1-1986 (661 amino acids)
Biological process (GO): protein polyubiquitination
Cellular component (GO): SCF ubiquitin ligase complex
Molecular function (GO): protein binding; ubiquitin-like ligase-substrate adaptor activity
Source: RefSeq, a predicted model, not a curated record
AUGGCUGAUCAAGAGGGCCAGUAUGUCUUUCCUGAGGAUGGACCCGGCGAUGAUGAGCAGUCAAUCAUAUCUACACGCGGCAUCGAAGCAUUUGGCCGCAAAGUCACCACGACGGCCAAUCACUUGAUGGGCCCCAAUCCCGAGGAUGUCACCAACCACUACCAGACGGCCAUGGCCGAGAUGCACAAGCAGAUGAAGCGGCCACACGUUCAGCGGAGCAUGUUCUCCAUGGCCCGCACCACUCCGACCGACAUGGUGCGCUCCAGGCUGUCUACGGCCGAGAUACAGCACCGGGCCAUCGCCCACCUCCCCGACGAACUCCUGAUCAACAUCCCCGAUCACAAGAACAGCUACUCCCUCUUCCAAGGCUUCCAGGCCAGCGUCACCGACGACUCCGUCGACGGCCGGAAGCAACAUCACCACCGGCACGUGUCUAGGGGCCGGAAAAUGAUAGACGACAGCGACGGCGCCCAACAACUAUACGGCAGCGAUCCCAAACGCCUACACCAGUUGAAGAAGGAAAAGGCCUCUAUGAUGCACGAGUUCGAGAUCCUAAAUGUUCGCAAGAACAUGGCCAGCGCCGAGAUUCGCGAAGUGGACGACAAGAUUGCCAACCUCCACGGCAUGAGGAGAAUUGUCCUUGAGAGGUUGGCUGGCUUUGAGCAGGAGGAGGCAUUGCUGGAGCACGACCUGGUCGAUAUCGAGGCCAAGAUUGAAGAGGCUCAAGCUCAGGCCGACGAGGCCGAGCUGAUUGCCCGGAACACGGCUACCAAGGAAGAGGAGGACCUGGUGGGCGACGCCGACGACCACGGAUUCAUGACGCAGUCGGUCUACGACAAGAUCCCCUCGGAGAAGGGCACGCUGUCGCGGAAAUCGAAAAAGGUACAUCGCAGGAAGUCGAUGCCCAUCUUGCACGAGCACUUUGAACCCGGGUCAUCGAUACGCGAGAUCCGAGCGCACCAGGACUCCAUAUCGGCGCUUGAUUUUGAUGCGCCCUUCGGCACCAUGGUGACGGCCGCUCUCGACGACACGGUUCGCGUGUGGGAUCUCAACGCUGGGCGGUGCAUGGGCCACCUCGAGGGCCACACGGCGUCGGUACGUGCCCUGCAGGUGGAGGAUAACAUCCUGGCGACGGGGUCCAUGGACGCCACCAUCAAGCUGUGGGACCUGAGCAAGGCGCGGUACGACCCGCACGGUGACCGGGACGGCGAGGGUGACGACGACGACAUGGCCUGGGAGAACCCGGAUGACCAGCCUAUCGACCCGCCCGAGGGUAGCAUGGACGACUGCGAGCUCUUCACCCUGCAGGCCCACGUGGGUGAGAUCACAGCCCUGCACUUCCGCGGCGACGUGCUCGUCUCCGGAUCGGCCGACAAGACGAUCCGCCACUGGGACCUCGAGAGGGGUCGCUGCGUCCAGACCCUCGACGUCAUGUGGGCGGCCGCCCAAGCGUCGGCCUCGAUUGGAGCCUCAGAGAGCACGUGGAGGCCAACGGGACGCGCCACCUCGAGCACCACCGAUUUCGUCGGCGCCCUCCAGGUCUUCGAGUCAGCCCUAGCCUGCGGAACCGCUGACGGCAUGGUCCGUCUCUGGGAUCUCCGUAGCGGACAGGUGCACCGGAGCCUGGUCGGUCACACGGACGCCGUCACCUGUCUCCAGUUUGACGACAUGCAUCUCGUCACCGGCAGCGCAGACAGGAGUAUCAGGAUAUGGGACCUGCGUACUGGCUCGAUACACGACGCCUACGCCUACGACAACCCGGUCACGAGCAUGAUGUUUGACGCGCGCCGCAUCGUCAGCGCCGCGGGCGAGGACGUAGUCAAGGUCUACGACAAAGUCGAAGGUCGCCAGUGGGACUGCGGCGCGGGGAUCAAGGCCGCCGAAGAGAUGGACAAGACGCCCGCCAUUGUCGAGCGCGUCGGUGUACGUGAGGGUUACCUCGUCGAGGGAAGGCGGGAUGGGAUUGUAGGAGUGUGGACGUGCUGA